GUCUUCGGGAUCAGUUUCCAAUCAAAGGAAGUUUCUUAAUUGACCAUAAAACAAUAAACCAGGCGAAAGGCAGCAGAGUAAUGGCGAAUCGUUUUGUGCUGACGUUUGGUUUGCUGCUUGUUGUGGCUGCGGUCACAUCAGCCCGCUUUGUAGCGCCACGUGCUCGUGCUCAGAUUGUUGGCGGCUUCCCGAUCAACAUUGAGGAUGCACCCUUCCAGAUCUCCCUGCGAGAGGACGGACGCCCCAUCUGCGGUGGAUCGAUCAUCUCGCCCAACUGGAUCUUGACGGCUGCUCACUGCGUUGAAGAUGUGCCGGAGUCGAUGGUAUCCAUCCGAGCCGGAUCAACCUACAAAGAACACGGCGGCAUUAUUCGCAAUGUUAGACGUAUUGUGCUACAUCCGGCUUGGGAUACGGCCACCAAAAAUGGCGACUGUGCUUUGAUGGAGCUGGAGGAUCCGCUGCCACUGAACGGUCAAACAAUCGCUUCCAUCCGGAUGCCGGAACAGGACGAAGAGGAUCCGAUCGAAGGUUCGAAGGCAAUGUUAACUGGUUGGGGCAAGACACUGAACGUUUACCAUUCGAACUUGAUCCUGCGGGCCACCUUUGUGCCGAUCGUUCAUCGGGACAACUGCCAGAAAGCUUACCGUCGGACCCAUACCAUCUCGGAUCUGAUGCUGUGUGCGGGCUUUAUUGGUGGUGGACGAGAUUCGUGCCAGGGUGAUUCUGGUGGCCCGCUGGUGGUGGGUGAUCAGUUGGUGGGAGUGGUUUCCUUCGCGAUCGGAUGCGCUGAAGCAGGGUUCCCGGGUGUUAAUGUGCGUGUUGCGGCCGUGCGCGAUUGGAUUCGUGAAGUAAGCAAUGUUUAA
Anopheles maculipalpis is the source of this 863-nucleotide messenger RNA. Its product is annotated as trypsin-4-like. Gene Ontology annotation, biological process: proteolysis. The record is from RefSeq and is a predicted model, not a curated record. The coding region runs from base 81 to 863 and encodes 260 amino acids. Gene Ontology annotation, molecular function: serine-type endopeptidase activity. The transcript has 2 exons. NCBI's taxonomy places the organism in Eukaryota, Metazoa, Arthropoda, Insecta, Diptera, Culicidae.